Messenger RNA from Penicillium brasilianum, 780 nucleotides. The record is from the annotation of a GenBank genome assembly. Lineage: Eukaryota; Fungi; Ascomycota; Eurotiomycetes; Eurotiales; Aspergillaceae.
AUGCCAGUCUCAAUUUCGGCCUCUCUCCUCCUGACUUCGCUGCCCUUACUAGUUUUCUCGGAAUGGCAAUCCAGGUCACAUAGAGGUACAGCUAUCUUCAAAAUGCUUUCUUCAAUUGCUUUCCUUAGCAGCCCAUUGCUUUUGUCAUCCACGGAGUGGUCAGAUUAUCGCCGUCUCAUUACACUCGGUCUUGGCUUUUCUUUGCUAGGCGACUUUUUCCUUAUUCCUUCGCGCCGUGAAUUUUAUCCCUUGGACAGCAAAGCUACAGCUCGCGACAAAUCAGAAGAGCUAGGCAAAGUAUCUAUAUCUUUCCAACUCGGUAUCGUCGCCUUCGCGGUAGCUCAUAUAGCCUAUACUUGGGCCUUCCUCCAGGAUUCCCGGGAGACCUACUGGACCGUUUUUGCAGCUACGUUCGUAGGGACUCUUGGCGCCGGUAAAUGGUUGGGUGUCAUUUAUCCCGGGGCCCAUUCCUCACUCAAAAGCAAUGCACUGGACCUUCAUAUUUCACCCGAUAUGAGACCAUUGGUAGCUUUUUAUGCUGUUAUUAUUGCUACAAUGUUUGCUGCGGCCACCUCUACGUCGCCAUCGACCGUUCCAUUGGACUGGUCGCGUUCGCGAGCUUUGGGAGCUGCUAUGUUUGUUGUCAGCGAUCUUUUUGUUGCGAAGAAUGCUUUUGGAAGAUCCUCUGGGCCCAACAGCCGUGGUGUGCUCGAAAUAUCUAUGGGCUAUGGACUAUAUUUCUGGGCCCAAAUGGUGAUUGCAGGAACAGUGGUAGCUUAA